AAAGCAACGAUUUGAUGCAUUUCUUCCAAUGAAUGAAACAUUUGGUUACUUUGGGUUCUGGUAGCCGUGGUUCGUCUGUACAGUAGAUGUGGCAAAAAGCCGGGAUUCGCAUUCAUUUGUGUACCACCAUCCAAGAAGUAAAACCGUAUUUUCCAUCACAGGAGUCAAAUUGAAGAUGGGUGCAGCUAAUUUUAAACAAUUGCUUGUGAUUUGGCUAAUAUGUUCGAGUCUAGCGAGCAUAGAUGCAAAGAAAAAAGCAAAGAAACCUACAUGCAAGGACCGGGUACAGAAAGCCAAGAAUACUCUGAAUUCACUGUCGACCAUCGAAGACGAAUGUAACGUCGAGUUAAAAUGUCCUAGAGAAGAACCAAUAGUUGACAAGGCAGAAAUGUUGACAAUUUUGGAAGGUAUGAAGAGCUCCAUUGAUCGUAUGGCGAACUGCACAUGCGCAGGGGCGGUUACCGGUCACCAUGGUUACACAGUAAAAUCAAAUUAUGAAGCCUAUGACUACCCUGUCAUCUUCAAAGACGAUGAAGUACGCUGGAAGCUAUUCUGGUGGUUCAAGGCAAACACAACAUGGCCAGCCCUUGUCAGUGAUGUCUUAAAAGAUAAAUACGGAGACUGCGAUGUUAACGCACCUUACUGCUUCAGUCGCCUACCAGAAGUCCUACAAGAACGCGUGGCUGAGAUGCUUGGCGUAGAUUCUGAUGGAAAUGUGUACAGAUGGAAGUUUAAUCCUGGAAAUAAUGUGGCCCACGCAGUUUGGAGAGCAUUCCACGAUCACGAGUAUGUGAAAGUUACUAACGGAAACCCCUGGAAUCCGAAAGUCGUGAGUGGCACUCCUCCAAAGGCAACACAAGAUUGUUUCCACUAUCGUAUGGAACACGGCGUAGCCUCUUUACAAAUUGAUGACGACAACUGCGAUUGCAAGACGUCACUAAGUAUGGGCCACGGCAUGUGUGGGGAUGGAUUUAGCACAACAUACGGGCCAGAAAACGUGUUCGGCGUUGACUUGUUGUAUGAUCAUUAUUGCCAAACGCCUUCGCCUAAAAACGGCCUACGGUUAUAUUUCAGAGAUGAUGACGACUGCAUCAAUGUCACGUGUCCAUCCGGACUGCAAUGUAAAGAUGGCAUCCAUUCUUACACAUGUCGAUAA
Owenia fusiformis is the source of this 1156-nucleotide messenger RNA. The record is from the annotation of a GenBank genome assembly. Lineage: Eukaryota; Metazoa; Annelida; Polychaeta; Sabellida; Oweniidae.